AUGAAGAUGGGGCCUUCAGCCCAUCCCAUUUACGCUCUAGGCGUUAUCAUCAUGGCAACAAUGGUUGCAGCCUAUGAGCCACUCACGUAUAGCUUGCCACCUCUACCGUCAUAUUCACCAUCUCCAAAAGUAGAAUACAACUCUCCACCACCACCGUAUGUCUACAGCUCUCCACCGCCACCACCAUCCUAUUCUCCAUCGCCUAAGGUCGACUACACAUCUCCUCCACCACCCUAUGUCUACAGCUCCCCACCACCACCACCAUACUACUCACCAUCACCCAAAGUUGAAUACAAAUCUCCUCCACCACCAUAUGUUUACAGUUCUCCACCACCACCACCAUACUACUCACCAUCACCCAAAGUUGAGUACAAGUCUCCUCCCCCACCAUAUGUUUACAGUUCUCCACCACCACCUCCAUACUACUCUCCAUCACCAAAGGUAGAUUACAAGUCCCCUCCACCACCAUAUGUUUACAGUUCUCCACCACCACCUCCAUACUAUUCCCCAUCACCAAAGGUUGAGUACAAAUCCCCUCCACCACCAUAUGUCUACAGUUCUCCACCACCACCACCAUACUACUCACCAUCUCCAAAAGUAGAUUACAAAUCUCCUCCACCACCUUAUGUUUACAGCUCCCCACCACCACCUCCAUACUAUUCCCCAUCACCUAAGGUAGACUACAAGUCCCCUCCACCUCCAUAUGCUUACAGUUCUCCACCACCACCAUACUACUCUCCAUCACCUAAGGUAUACUACAAAUCUCCUCCACCACCAUAUGUCUACAGCUCCCCACCACCACCACCAUACUACUCACCAUCUCCUAAGGUUGAGUACAAGUCUCCACCACCACCGUAUGUCUACAGCUCCCCACCACCACCUCCAUACUAUUCCCCAUCACCUAAGGUAGACUACAAGUCCCCUCCACCUCCAUAUGUCUACAGUUCUCCACCACCACCAUACUACUCGCCUUCUCCUAAGGUUGAGUACAAGUCUCCACCACCACCGUAUGUCUACAGCUCCCCACCACCACCAUACUAUUCUCCAUCACCUAAAGUAUACUACAAAUCUCCACCACCACCAUAUGUCUACAGCUCUCCACCACCACCACCAUACUAUUCACCAUCUCCAAAGGUUGAGUACAAUUCUCCACCACCGCCAUACUACUCUCCAUCCCCUAAGGUUGUAUACAAGUCUCCUCCACCACCGUAUGUCUACAGCUCCCCACCACCACCAUACUACUCCCCAUCCCCUAAAGUUGUAUACAAAUCUCCUCCUCCACCAUAUGUUUACAGCUCCCCACCACCACCAUACUACUCCCCAUCUCCUAAGGUUGUAUACAAAUCUCCUCCCCCACCAUAUGUUUACAGCUCCCCACCACCACCAUACUACUCCCCAUCUCCUAAGGUUGUAUACAAAUCUCCUCCACCACCGUAUGUCUACAGCUCCCCACCACCACCAUAUUACUCCCCAUCCCCUAAGGUUGUAUACAAGUCUCCUCCUCCACCUUAUGUCUACAGCUCCCCACCACCACCAUACUACUCCCCAUCUCCUAAGGUACACUACAAAUCUCCUCCAUCACCGUAUGUUUACAGUUCUCCACCACCACCAUACUAUUCACCUUCCCCUAAAGUACAUUACAAAUCGCCACCACACCCACAUGUAUGCGUGUGUCCACCACCUCCUCCAUGUUAUGCUCCUUCGCCUAAGGUUGUAUACAAAUCUCCUCCACCACCAUAUGUUUACAGUUCUCCACCCCCACCAUACUACUCUCCAUCACCUAAGGUAUACUACAAGUCGCCCCCACCACCACCGUAUGUUUACAGUUCUCCACCACCACCAUACUACUCGCCUUCCCCUAAGGUACACUACAAGUCUCCUCCACCACCAUAUGUCUACAGUUCUCCACCACCACCACCAUACUACGCACCUACCCCUAAGGUAGAGUACAAGUCUCCUCCACCACCGUAUGUCUACAGUUCUCCACCACCACCGUACUACUCACCUUCUCCUAAGGUACACUACAAGUCUCCUCCACCACCAUAUGUGUACAGCUCUCCACCACCACCACCAUACUACUCACCAUCCCCUAAGGUUGACUACAAAUCUCCUCCACCACCAUAUGUCUACAGCUCUCCACCACCACCAUACUAUUCUCCAUCCCCUAAGGUUGAUUACAAAUCUCCACCACCACCAUAUGUCUACAGUUCUCCACCACCACCAUACUACUCUCCAUCUCCUAAGGUUGACUACAAGUCUCCUCCACCACCAUAUGUUUACAGCUCUCCACCACCACCACCUUAUUACUCUCCUUCCCCAAAGACUGAGUACAAAUCUCCACCACCACCUUCAUAUUACUGA
Thlaspi arvense is the source of this 2361-nucleotide messenger RNA. The record is from the annotation of a GenBank genome assembly. Lineage: Eukaryota; Viridiplantae; Streptophyta; Magnoliopsida; Brassicales; Brassicaceae.